AUGGAUCCUCCCAAGGUCUUGCUCUCGGCCGUCUUCCUCAUCAGCUUCCUAUGGGAUUUGCCCGGUUUCCAGCAGGCUUCCAUCUCAUCGUCUUCGUCGUCUGCCGAGCUAGGCUCGGCCAAAGGCAUGCGGAGCCGCAAGGAAGGCAAGAUGCCGCCGCGGGCGCCGCGGGAGAUUGGGGAGGACCGAGUGCCCCCGGAGCGCCAGGAGCCACAGACGCGGCCGCAGGACGAUCCCCGGCGGCAGCGACCACAGCAGCCCCAGGACCGCGAGCCGCCCAGCAGGGGCCCCCGGGUGGUGCCCCACGAUUACAUGCUGUCAAUCUACAGGACUUACUCCAUCGCCGAGAAGCUGGGCAUCAAUGCCAGUUUUUUCCAGUCUUCCAAGACGGCUAAUACGAUCACUAGCUUUGUAGACAGGGGAUUAGACGAUCUCUCACACACUCCUCUCCAGAGACAGAAUUAUUUGUUUGAUGUGUCCACGCUCUCAGACAAAGAAGAGCUGGUGGGCGCGGAGCUGCGGCUCUUUCGCCAGGCGCCCGCAACGCCCCGGGGGCCGCCGGCCUGGCCGCUCCACGUGCAGGUCUUCCCCUGUCUGUCUCCCCUGCUUCUGGACGCGCGGACCCUGGACCCGCAGGGGGCGCCCCGGGCCGGCUGGGAAGUCUUCGACGUGUGGCAGGGCCUGCGCCACCAGCCCUGGAAGCAGCUGUGUUUGGAGCUGCGGGCCGCGUGGGGCGAGCCGGGCACCUGGGAACCCGAGGCGCCCUCGCCGGGGUCCCAGCAGCCACCGUCCCCGGACCUGCGGAGUCUGGGCUUCGGCCGCAGGAUGCGGCCCCCUCAGGAGCGCGCCCUGCUUGUGGUGUUCACCAGGUCCCAGCGCAAAAACCUGUUCACCGAAAUGGGCGAGCAGCUGGACUCGGCCGAGGCUGCGGGCCCCGGCGCGGGCGCGGGCGCAGAGGGAUCCUGGCCACCGCCGUCGGGCGCCCCAGACGCCGGGCCUUGGCUGCCCUCGCCCGGCCGGCGGCGGCGGCGCACCGCCUUCGCCAGCCGCCACGGCAAGCGGCACGGCAAGAAGUCGAGGUUGCGCUGCAGCAAGAAGCCCCUGCACGUGAACUUCAAGGAGCUGGGCUGGGACGACUGGAUUAUCGCGCCCCUUGAGUACGAGGCGUACCACUGCGAGGGCGUGUGCGACUUCCCGCUGCGCUCGCACCUGGAGCCCACCAACCACGCCAUUAUCCAGACGCUGAUGAACUCCAUGGACCCCGGCUCCACGCCGCCCAGCUGCUGCGUGCCCACCAAACUGACUCCCAUCAGCAUCUUGUACAUCGACGCAGGCAAUAACGUGGUCUACAAGCAAUACGAAGACAUGGUGGUGGAGUCGUGCGGCUGCAGGUAG
Choloepus didactylus (southern two-toed sloth) is the source of this 1395-nucleotide messenger RNA. It is a transcript of the gene GDF6, whose product is annotated as growth differentiation factor 6. The record is from RefSeq and is a predicted model, not a curated record. NCBI's taxonomy places the organism in Eukaryota, Metazoa, Chordata, Mammalia, Pilosa, Megalonychidae. Gene Ontology annotation, cellular component: extracellular region. Gene Ontology annotation, biological process: SMAD protein signal transduction; BMP signaling pathway. The transcript has 2 exons. Gene Ontology annotation, molecular function: cytokine activity; growth factor activity. Bases 1 to 1395 code for a protein of 464 amino acids.